Molecule: messenger RNA, 1576 nt
Organism: Paralichthys olivaceus (Japanese flounder)
Lineage: Eukaryota; Metazoa; Chordata; Actinopteri; Pleuronectiformes; Paralichthyidae
Source: RefSeq, a predicted model, not a curated record
AACUACUGAGCCUGUCAGUAUUAUGGAACUGCAGAAGUUAUCUAAAGGUAAUCAACACCAUGAAGCUGCUGUGCCUGAGGAGGAAGGAUGUUGUAGAGUUCCACCAGAGAAAGCAAAGGUCCUGCAGCACAAGAGCGAAGCAGCAAGUCAGUUUACAGAUUUUGAGGGUAAAACCUCCUUUGGAAUGUCUGUCUUCAACCUGAGUAAUGCCAUCAUGGGCAGUGGCAUUCUGGGUCUGUCAUAUGCCAUGUCGAACACUGGCAUAGUCCUUUUCCUGAUCCUGUUGACAUGCAUUGCUUGUCUUUCAUGUUAUUCCAUCCAUUUGUUGCUAUGCAGUGCUGGAGUUGUGGGUAUCAGAGCCUACGAGCAGCUUGGUCUCAGAGCUUUUGGUCAUUCAGGGAAGAUUCUUGCAGCUGUCAUCAUAACAUUACAUAACAUUGGAGCCAUGUCAAGCUACCUGUUCAUUGUAAAAUAUGAGCUACCAUUGGUCAUCCAAACCUUGCUUGGCCAGUCACCCAGCUCUGACGACUGGUUCAUGAAUGGAAACUACCUCAUCAUCAUUGUCACCGUCUGCAUCAUCUUCCCGCUGGCCCUGAUGAAACACCUGGGAUAUCUUGGUUACAGCAGCGGAUUCUCUCUUUCCUGCAUGGUCUUCUUUCUCUCUGUGGUCAUCUACAAGAAAUUCAUCAUCUCUUGUCCUCUGGAAGUGUUUAGUAACUUCUCUGUGAACACAUCUCUCCCAGACGACACAUGCACCGCCAAAUUCUUCACCAUCAACCAAGAGACGACAUAUACCAUCCCCAUCCUGGCCUUUGCUUUUGUAUGUCACCCUGAAGUGCUUCCCAUCUACACUGAACUGAGCAACCCAACCAAACGAAGAAUGCAGAAUAUUGGCAAUGUUUCCAUCCUGGGAAUGUUCAUCAUGUACUUCUUCACUGCCAUAUUUGGCUAUCUGACCUUCUAUGAGAACACUGAGCCAGAGCUCCUCCAUACCUACAGUAAGGUGGACCUCCUGGACACUCUGAUCCUGUGUGUUCGAUUGGCUGUCCUGGUGGCUGUCACGCUGACUGUACCUGUGGUCUUGUUUCCCAUCCGCCGGGCCCUCCUGCAGAUACUGUUUCCAGGGAAGCCCUUCCACUGGCUUCGUCAUAGCGCUAUAGCAGUGUGUCUGCUGUUUACUGUCAACCUGCUGGUCAUCUUUGUUCCCAAUAUUCGAGAUAUCUUUGGCAUAAUUGGAGCCACGACUGCUCCCAGUCUGAUCUUUAUCCUUCCUGGACUGUUCUACAUCCGCAUCAUCCCCUCUGACCAGGAGCCAAUGAACUCCAGACCAAAGAUACAGGCUGCAUGUUUCACAGUGCUGGGUUUCAUAUUCAUGACCAUGAGUCUGACAUUCAUCGGGAUUGACUGGUUGAGUGGAGAAAAGCGAAGUCUCGGUGGUCAUUAGAGAGCAGUCCUCUGGAUACCGAGAAAGAUUCCAUCUACCGCAGGAAGGAUCAUGGAUUCAUUAGUCAUAUGGACAGUCAAUUCCUCCAGAGUGUUAAAAGGAACCCAGUCACCCACUCAGGUUGAUUUAAUA